Etheostoma cragini (Arkansas darter) is the source of this 3520-nucleotide messenger RNA. It is a transcript of the gene unc13d, whose product is annotated as unc-13 homolog D (C. elegans). The record is from RefSeq and is a predicted model, not a curated record. Lineage: Eukaryota; Metazoa; Chordata; Actinopteri; Perciformes; Percidae. Bases 89 to 3445 code for a protein of 1118 amino acids. The transcript has 34 exons.
CACACACACACAGCUUCCCUAUAUAUCACACACACCGAGUGAGCCUGCUAACCAGGCAGGAGUCUUGUUGUUAAAUAUUAGCAUCAUAAUGUCAAGUCAAAGUGAGCCCACCAGCACCGGAGACAAUCUACUGCAAACCCCUCAACAGGAACAAGGCUUAUCAAGACUCAGACAGCUGCAGUUAUCGCCUGGCCAUGUACGUAAACUGGGGUUGACGAGGAAAAUGCGUGAAAGGAGGGAUUUCAAGGAAGACGAAAACCCAGAGGAAAAGGCCCAAAGACACAAGGAGCAGGAGCUGAAGCCUCUGUAUAAAGAGCUGCUGUACACCAUCACUCACAAGAUAGGUAAACCGACAUCAGCUGAGGUCUUCACAGAUAGCCAGCUGCACCAGUACAUCAAGGAGGCUUUCGUUAUGACAGAGUCGGAGCACAACAGUCUGACCGAGAAAGUACAGAGCACAGAGCCCCCAGUAUACUGCCUCAUGGCCACUGUGAAGGAAGCCAAAGGAAUCCUGGGAAAAGACGUCAGUGGUUUCAGUGACCCAUACUGCCUGCUGACCAUAAUGGAGGACGAGGAGGAGAGCCGAACACGCCAGUCCAGAGCCAAACCCAGUAAAGCUAUUGUAAAGGACGCCGUAUCCAACGACAAAAUCUACCAGUCAGAGAUAAAGAAGCAGACUCUGAACCCCAUCUGGAACCAAACCUUCAUACUAGAGUUCAGAGGGAUCACCGGUGCCAGCUUCCACCUUGAGAUGUGGGAUAAGGACGAAGAGGUUUCGCUCACUCAGAAACUAGAGGAUAUCAAAACCAACUUUAAUAGCUUAAGAAGGAUGAUCAAGGAAGCCAAAAAGGAGAAAGGGACGGAUGACUUUUUGGGAAGAGUGGUCCUAAAACUACAGGAUCUCCGCUGUACUGAAGACCACUGGUACAAUCUGGAGCCCAGAACGGAGACGUAUCCUGAUCGAGGCCAGUGCCACCUGAAUCUCAAGUUCAUCCAUAAAGCGAGAGACGGGACGCUGAGUGCCGGUCGUAGCGCUUACAUCAACUACUGUGGGAUUCUGCAGCAGUUUGUUCAAGCUUACAUCUCCAAGCAACAGAGCUCUGCUCCGUGGAAAGGGGCGCUGUGUGGCGAGGCUCAGACUCUGCUGGAACUCUACGCUACGCAGAACGACCUUUCACCUUUUCUUCAGGACCUAGCGAAGUGGGUGGCUUACAGCAAGCUGUACCAGAGUUUAGAGGUGGACUCGUCUGUGCUGUUCCAGCAGCUAACCAGUGUCGAGUACCAUUGGCAUCAGCAGAAGCUGCCAUACCAACAGAAACAGGAACUCGGGGACUCUCUUCAUGGUUUCCUGCAAUAUGGACUGUGUCUGGUGGCCAAAUACAGAGACAUCUUCCCCCCGACUCCCAGUGCUACUCCGAAACUACACACACUGCUCAGAAUCUUGGUCCAGAUUUGUAAGACUCAGGCCUUUCAGAAACUGAACCCAGCUCACUUUGAGUUACAUGAUGAGGUCAGCAAUGCCAUACAGACAGGAACACAGGAGUGGUUUACCAUCAAAAAGGGUUUGCACCAGCCAAUGACUAAGGACCUGUCAGAGAUUGUGAGUGCCCUCUCCAGCUUGAUCGGGGAGGUGCAGUUAGACAUAAAACACAACAAGGAUGCCUGGAAUAGGGUAUUUGUCAGUGCUGUGCAGGUGGAUGUGUUCACUGUGGUCUAUAAGAAGUUUGACUCUCUGCUUGCUAAUGAAGUGAGGGGAACCUUAUCCCUGAUUCAGGGUCACAUGGAGCAGGCUCUAGCCAACAGCUUGUUCCCUGUUUACCUGAGCCUGCAGGCCAUCCACAAAGACAAGGCUUACUUACAGAAAAGGGGAUCACUUGAGUUAACGAACUUUCAGGAGGACUUCAGAGAGGCCUUGCCGUACUGGCUGAACCAGGCCUACAGCACAACUCAGGAUAGGGUGGAGAGGGCUGUGCGGGUAGACCAGCUCCAACCGCUGCAGUCCGGUGCUGUGCCCAUAAAACACAGUAGCUCAGCAGUGGACCUGGUGGCAUGUAUCCAACCUAUCUGCCAGCUGUGGGAGCAGCUAUCCUGGCCUGACCCUGAGGAGGCCUUCAUGCUCAUGGUCAAACUCACUGAGGAUGUGUGUAAGAUUGUGGUGAACUACUGUCACAUCCUGAAGGAGAGGGUCAGAGUGUUGUCUGAGAACUCCGACCACGGCAGCGCCAUCAACAUGUUGUGUGUGGUGGUCAAUGACUUGGAACACUUGCGGUCAGUAUUGACCCGACUCCCUACACAGCUGAACUGGGCAGGGCUCAGAGAUCGGACCCAAAAUGUGAUCGGGGAAAGCCAGUUCCACAACACUCUGCCCUCGCAGCUAGAGCAAGCCCAGGGUGUCCUUGGCCGAGAGAUUCGCUCCGCUUUAGACACUCUUGGAAAAAAGUUGAACAGAGACAUUGAGACUCAUGUCCGAAACAUGUCAACCAGGCGGAGGAUUCCCUCCAAGUCCACAGAGGAUGCUGCAGCCCCUCUGAUGCAAUACCUGGAGCAAGAGCUGCAGUAUAUGAAUGAAAACCUUGUCCAAGAGAACUUCAACAGUCUCUUGAUGCCUUUGUGGAAUAACUCAGUGAAGAUCCUCCACCAGGUGGCCACUCAGCAUCCACAGCAAGAAGGGCUUAUGGUGUUCUGCCAGCGACUGCUGUACACACUGCAGUGCCUGGAGCUGUGCUUCCACGCGGAGGGAAAUGGACUCCCUCUGAACACACUCCACUCUGAUGAGUACAAGGCUCUCAAAGCUCACCUUAAUCACAACUCUCUGAGCAGCUGGCAGCUUGUGGAGAAGUUCCUUGAAAGGAAAAUACGGGAGCAGAAUGCGUACAGCGGAGAGAAAUAUGGUGCAGUCACCCUCCUCACGUCCUACAGGAGAUCAGACCAGAGACUCAGAGUUGAGGUUUUGAAUGCAGUCAACCUCAUACCAAUGGACUCUAAUGGUUUCAGUGAUCCGUUUGUGCAGCUGAGUCUGGAGCCUAACCACAUUUUUCCCGAGGUAGAACUUCGCUGCACUCAGAUCAAAAACUGUGAUCUCAAUCCCCUUUUUGAUGAGGCCUUUGAAUUUCUGGUAUCCCUGGAUCAGUGCCAAGCUCCAGGGGCUUGCCUGGUCCUGACAGUGCUGGACCAUGACACCUUGAGGACAGAUGACUUUGAAGGCGAGGCCUUCCUGGCCCUCAAGGACAUACCAGGAGUUGCUGGAGGAAAGGAAGGAGAUGGACUCAGCAAACAGCCAGAUGCUAUCCCAGCUCAGAUUCGACUGCCUCUGAUGCAUCCUAAACCGAACGAGGACAGCAUUCUGAGGUUACUGGAGUCCAGGAGAGGAGAGCGAGAUGCUCAGGCCUACGUGAAGAAGCGAAAACAGAGAGAGAAGCAGUCCCAGGAAGGGACUCAACAGUGACAAACAUGCGGACAAUUUCUUCUUCCAAAAAUAUACAAUUUGUUUUAAUGAUCUGUACAAAAAACAAAGACAAAA